Messenger RNA from Rotaria sp. Silwood1, 2043 nucleotides. The record is from the annotation of a GenBank genome assembly. NCBI's taxonomy places the organism in Eukaryota, Metazoa, Rotifera, Eurotatoria, Philodinida, Philodinidae.
AUGCCUACUGGUCUUCGAUUACCAAUUACACCGAUUUAUCGUUCUACACGUGAUGAUCAAUAUUAUCAAGCAUGUAUGGGACUUCAAAAAACAAAUAGUUCAUCGGUGGUACCACUUCGUCAUGUAUCUGCAGAAGUAUGGAUUCAUUCAUAUGCAGCCGAUGUUACUUUAACUCAAAUAUAUAUCAACCAGGAAAGUAAUCCAAUCGAAGCAAUCUACGUAUUUCCCAUCGAGGAAAAUGCGGCUAUUUAUGAAUUUACAGCUACAAUUGACGAUCGUCUGAUAACGGCUGAAGUGAAAGAAAAACGAGAAGCCGAAGCUCAGUAUACACAUGCAAUUCAACAAGGUCAAACAGCUGUAUUACUACGACAAAGUGAACGAACAUUUGAUACCUUCAGAAUUAAUGUCGGAGCCCUGCCACCGGGUAAAGAAUGUAAAGUGAAGAUUCGGUAUGUCACAGAAUUGGAUUUGAUCGAUGGAUCUUCUAUUCGAUUUGUUGUUCCUACUACCAUUGCACCUCGAUAUGAUCCAAGAUUUGGUACUUCGCAAUGGAAUGAUGAAACACAAGCUCAGUAUGUUCAAAACUCACCGUAUUCAAUGUCGUUUCGAGCACAUGUCGAUCGAGGCGAAUACUGCCAAAUUAACGAAGUGGUUAAUAUGUCUCAUCCUCUCAAUGUCAGCGUAUCGCUUCAAACAAUCGAUGUCUCUUCAGAAGGCAUUGCACUCGAUCGUGAUAUUAUCCUAUAUAUUGAUUUGCCUCAGAGUCCAUGUCCAGUACGUGUUGCUGCAGAACAAUACGAUAAUGAUUCAAAACUUGCUAUUCUUACUGCACUAAGUCCUGGUCAAUCAAAUUUUGUCUCAAUACUUAAUGCACAAAAUCCAAUCACAGCAACAACUGAAUUUAUCUUCAUUGGUAUGUUUUUUUUUCAACAAGCUGAAGAUUUAGCACAUUCGAUGCUCGCAGAUUUGGGUGGCACAGAAUUACUAAGACCAUUACAAUAUUUGAAAGAUCGUCCACCGGCUAGUGGUCGAUCGCGACAAGUGUUUCUCUUGACCGAUGGUGAGAUUGCAAAUACAGAUGAGGUGAUUGAACUGUGCCGUUUAAUGUCAUCAACUACACGCAUUUUCUCAUUUGGUCUUGGCCAUUCACCUUCUCGUUCUUUAGUGAAAGGUCUUGCUCGUGCCACAAAUGGCCAUUUUAUUUUUAUUCCUCCUAGUUCCAGAGUCGAUACAUACGUAGGCACUCAAAUUCAACGAGCUCUUCAACCUUCAUUUGUUAAUUGUCGAUUGCAAUGGUUUGGCUUGUGGCCAAGUGGUUCUCAAGCGCCAAGAACUAUUCCUCCCGUAUAUUCAAAUGAACGUGUACUUGUCUAUACUCUAUUCGAUAAUUUCAUAUUCACUGAACAAUCUGCAAUGGUGAACUUUACAACUGACAAUGGUCGAAUUGGUAUGGGUUCAUUAAACCGUAUUGAAGUACGCAAAGGAAAUACGAUUCGUCGAUUGGCAGCUAAAGCUUUAAUGCAAGAAUUGCAACACAGAGGAAGUGAGGAACACGUUUAUGAUGGUAGGAUAGUCAAACAGCGUAUUAUCGAUCUUUCAUUGACUCAUCAAAUUUUGUCACCGUAUACGGCUUUUGUUGGUGUUGAAACAACACGUUCGAAGACAAGCACCCCUGCACCAGUUCGAUAUGUGCCUAUUCAAAUAUCGACAGAUGGCGAACAUCUUCCAUCUCAGAAUAGAUAUCCCACUACUCAAUCUCCACAAUUUAUUCCACCAAUGGAAGCACGAGUGCCACCGAUUGUUUCUCCGUCAAUCUAUGACUACCAAGAAAGGAUGCCCCAGGCACUAGUAUCUGGAUACACAGGAGCAAAAGGACGCCCAAGAGUGGCAGAAAAUAGAUCUAAUGAAGACAUUACUAGAUCAUACCAAGGUUUCAUGGAAGAAAUAAAUGCUAAUACGCCCGUGCUACAAUCUACAACACAAUCAAGCUCUGUUUCUACUAGUACAAUGUUUGAUUCGACAACUUAUGACAAUAAACCGUAA